Molecule: messenger RNA, 592 nt
Organism: Elgaria multicarinata webbii
Lineage: Eukaryota; Metazoa; Chordata; Lepidosauria; Squamata; Anguidae
Gene: SSR4
Product: signal sequence receptor subunit 4
Exons: 6
Coding region: 43-564 (173 amino acids)
Cellular component (GO): endoplasmic reticulum; endomembrane system; membrane
Source: RefSeq, a predicted model, not a curated record
CUGCAGCAGGUUGGGCCUUGGCCGUUCUCUCACGGCUGGGCCAUGGCGGGGGUCGGGCUGGGGCUGUCGUGGUUGGCGUCCGCGCUGUUGCUGCUGAGCGGGGUGCGAGCUGAAACCUGCACAGAACCAGUCAUCUCUCCAUCCUACUACACUACCUCAGAUGCUGUUAUUUCUUCGGAGACAGUCUUUGUUGUUGAGAUCUCCCUCACCUGUAAGAAUGGAGCUCAGAAUGUUGCCCUCUAUGCAGAUGUCAAUGGCAAGCAGUUUCCUGUCACUCGGGGUCAAGAUGUUGGCCGUUACCAGGUCUCCUGGAGCAUGGAGCAUAAGCUGGCCCGCUCUGGCACCUAUGAGGUGAAGUUUUUUGAUGAAGAGUCCUAUAGCGUCUUGCGCAAGGCUCAGCGCAACAAUGAGGACGUCUCCGAGAUCAAGCCCCUCUUUACAGUCAAUGUGGAUCAUCGAGGAGCCUGGAAUGGACCGUGGGUCUCCACUGAGGUGCUGGCAGCCUUCAUUGGCCUCCUUGUUUAUUACAUGGCCUUCAGUGCCAAGAGCAACAUCCAAGCAUAAGUCACUUCAAUAAACUUUUCACACCAAC